AUGGGUGCCAUCUUUUCUCGCCGCUCCAGCGGCUCUCCCUCGUCGCCGAACCCGAAUGCCACAAUUACCGAGCAUGAUCGCGCGGUCCUUAACCUGAAGAAUCAGCGCGACCGGUUGCAGAAAUACGAGCGCCAGCUCGAGGCCCUCACUGCGAAGGAGAUUGAAGCUGCCAAGACUCUCCUGCAGCAGGGCGACAAGAAGCGUGCUCUCAUGUGUAUGAAGCGGAAAAAGCUGCGCGAGCGCGAUCUCGCCAACAUCACCGGACUCCUGGACAAUGUUCAUCACACGAUCUCCACCCUGGAAUUUGCCAAGGUCCAGGUGGAUGUCGUGUCCUCGCUGAAGGAUGGCUCCGAGGCACUCAAGCGCCUCAACGACCUGAUGAAUAUCGACAAGGUGGACCUCAUCAUGGCCGACACAGCCGAGGCCAUUGCCUACCAGAAUGGCGCGACGAACGCCCGCCCGGUCUGA
Messenger RNA from Fonticula alba, 468 nucleotides. RefSeq lists its product as hypothetical. The coding region runs from base 1 to 468 and encodes 155 amino acids. The record is from RefSeq and is a predicted model, not a curated record. Lineage: Eukaryota; Rotosphaerida; Fonticulaceae. The transcript has 4 exons. Gene Ontology annotation, cellular component: ESCRT III complex; multivesicular body. Gene Ontology annotation, biological process: vesicle budding from membrane; late endosome to vacuole transport via multivesicular body sorting pathway.